GCAUGUUAAAGAUUCGGGAAAAGAACCCGGGAGGAGUCCUAUGUUUAGUUAUCAUAUUAUGCUGAUAAAUAAUAAAUGACCAAGACUCUCUGCCGCUUGAUCCGUCUGUGCUGUUUGUCUCUUUUCCCCUCUUUAUUUUUCACCUGUGUGUCGUGUCCAAUUGGGCCACGUCUGCGGCUCCUCGGACCUCCUAUGUCGAGCUACCAAGAUUCGGAAAAGCGCCUGAGGGAAACACAUUCUUUAUCCCCAUUUCUACCAAUCGCCUGCCGAGAAGGCUUGAGAGGGGCGUCAUAGGAUCGGUUCCCGCCUGCCCGUCCUGCCAUCAUUGUCAACCUUAUCUUCGGCUUUUGCAGUGAUUGGCCGGAUUCCGUGGUAUCCGUGGCUGCAACAGCUGAAUAAUAAUGGGAAAGCAUGGGAAAGCAUACAGCGUAAGAAUCAUGGGGAUAGGAUGGAUAGAGAGGUACGGAGUACUGUUCUGGAUGAUUCGGCACGUUUGUUCCUAGUUCCUCUUCCUCUUCCUCUUCCUCUUUUUCUUUUCUUUUCUUCCUCUGUCAGAUUCUCUAUCUUUUCUUUCUUUUUACCCCUUCUUCUCCUCAGGGAUUGGUGCUUAAAGUAUUUACGGAUUUAUGAUUCGAGUUUCCUAGGGCAUCCUUCCAUUUUGCUAUCUUUUUCUUUUCUCUCAGUAGGUUAUUAUAAUUGUCUUCCUUUGUCUAUCUGGGGUUGCCAAGUUGCUGAAACUGGUAUACUAUUUUUCUGCUGAGAUAGGACAUAAUAAGCAUUUUUAUAAAAGAGUCUCCCUUCUUCUUCUUCUUCUUCUUUUUUUUUUUUUACCUUUCCAGGAGUUCUUGAAUUCACCUACCAAUUGUUACAAAAACAACUUCAUCUUGGCAGCGCUCUCUCUCUCGUCUCCGGCGUUUUCCUCGCAUCUUUAACUUUCUCUCUGUGUGUGUCAGGAGACGCAACUCCGCGGUAUCCGUGUGCCGGGCGGUGGCAGCUACCUAAGUAUUUACCUCACCGCAACAACACAACAGAAUAAGACAGAAAGAAGCACUUGAUCGUCUCAACCUAACUGUGCGGACUUCUCCUUCCUCUAUCUGCGCCCUCAUAACAGAUCCCAUCAUGGCGACCAAAACCCAGCAGUUCACCUCCACCUCCUCUCCUCUCCCCAAACAAUUCACCACAUCUCAUACAUCUCAUAACCCCUCCGUACUCCAGUUCAAUCACCUAAUCAAACCCCAUAUAAUAUCCCAAUCCCCUCCACUAUCCUCAACCUCAUCCUCAAUGUCCAUAUCUUCCACCUAUCCCUACGCACCCCCCGUAGACAACCCCGCCCCGCUCAACCCCAACAGUCCCAGCCUCCUCAAACGGCUUACAAACCGCCUCCAGCUCGCCUACUACCGCUAUGAAGUCACCUACGGCAUCUAUGUCAUGACUCCCGGGGAGAAAUUUGUCGCGAAUACCUUCCUGCUCGUGUUUAUCUCGCUGCUUGUCUAUGGGCUGUUUUUAUACUUUCCCCCGCUGCUGUAUCAGAAGCUGAGCAGGCUGGCUUGGAUUUUGACCGGGGCCGGCAUGGACGGGGUUAAGGAGAGGGUUUCUGCAGAGCUGAAGUUUGUUAAUGGCUCUGGCGUUGGGUCUGGUUUGGGUGCGGCCCCCGGUCCUGGUCCUGGUCCUUGGAAUUCUGGAGGCUCGAUAUCGAUAUCGCCAACUGCUACCAAUCAACCGUUGCCGCAUGCUUGAGCGUAAUUAUCUUUUGCUCAGCUGUUAACGGCAUAUUCUUUUUCUCUCCUCCCCUCUUUUAAUUUCCUGGUUUUUGGUGCCCCGAGCGCAUUCCUUGGACUUCUGGAUUGGCAUAUUUUGAACCUUGUUUCGCCCGCCAUCGCGUUUGUCACCACCAAACUCAUGCGCGCAUGUCGUCUUUGCAUUCUUAGAGAAUAAAAGCGCAAUUGGGUUUCGUCCAGUUCUGUGACGGCGUUUUGUUUUUCUAGAUUGAAGAGAAUCAGGAUACAUCCAUAUAACUCAAACGUUGGUUGAAUAAUGACCCGCAAGUGGAUUUUGCCUGUCUCGAUGGAGCAGUCAUGGCGCGAGCAAACCCAACUUCUUAUCCCCGCCGCCUACCGCGAUAAGUAAUGCGUUCCUGUUGGAGAUGAAAGAGACUAUCGCAGAACCCAUUGUACAUACAUUCAAGAUGGAUUAUUUUGACCAGUGCGGGUAACCCUAGCGGCAAUUAUAUCAGCAUGGUUUUUAUGGGAUUUUUUCUUCCAACGCAUCAGACCUAGAUUCCUGCAAGUAAGGGCAGGCAGGCAGCCCAGGUUAUUCAGAGCAAGUAUUAGGCGUUAGAUAAUUAUAAUAUGUUAAUCGAAAACAACAGACGCGGAAUAUGGAUACUUCUGUGUGCGCCGAAGGCGGAGGGAGGAAUUGACAGAUUUGACAGAUGCAUGUGUAUGUGCGUCAUCGAUUUCGGGAUCGUAUUUUGUAUGCAGUGAUUGGCAAAACUUGAUUUGUACUGCACAUUUACUAUGAAACAUGUACGCUGUAUGUCUGAAGCCCUGAAUAACUCGGAGUUUGGAAUCGCGAGGUGAACAAGAAGUGAGGAAAUCUGAAACCCGUCAUCCAUAGUACUGUGGCUGAGUCUGCACCGCCCCAAGCGCGGUCUAACGGCUGCUUAUAAAUGCCAAGCAAGCAUCAUCAUCUCAA
This is a messenger RNA of Blastomyces gilchristii SLH14081, 2694 nucleotides long. RefSeq lists its product as uncharacterized. The coding region runs from base 1120 to 1737 and encodes 205 amino acids. The record is from RefSeq and is a predicted model, not a curated record. NCBI's taxonomy places the organism in Eukaryota, Fungi, Ascomycota, Eurotiomycetes, Onygenales, Ajellomycetaceae. The transcript is spliced from 2 exons.